AUGGCCACUCUGGAGAAGCUGAUGAAGGCUUUCGAGUCUCUCAAGUCUUUCCAGCAACAGCAGCAGCAGCAGCAGUCCCCACCGCCGCCUCAGCCCCCUCAACCCCCGCCACAGGCGCAGCCGCCGCCGCCGCCGCCCCCACCACCACCUCCCGUUCCGGCCGUAGCCGAGGAGCCGCUGCACCGACCAAAGAAAGAACUCUUAAACACCAAGAAAGACCGUGUGAAUCAUUGUCUGACCAUAUGUGAAAACAUCGUGGCGCAGUCUCUCAGAAAUUCUCCGGACUUCCAGAAGCUGCUGAGCAUCGCUCUGGAGCUGUUUCUGCUGUGCAGUGACGACGCCGAGGCAGAUGUCCGCAUGGUGGCUGACGAGUGUCUCAACAGAGUCAUCAAAGCUUUGAUGGAUUCCAACCUCCCAAGGUUGCAGUUAGAACUCUAUAAGGAAAUUAAAAAGAAUGGGGCUCCUCGGAGUCUGCGCGCGGCCCUGUGGAGGUUUGCCGAGCUGGCUCACCUGGUUCGGCCGCAGAAGUGCAGGCCUUACCUGGUUAACCUGUUGCCUUGUCUAAGCCGGAUAAGCAAGAGGUCCGAGGAGUCCGUUCAGGAGACCCUGGCUGCAGCUAUACCCAAAAUUAUGGCUUCCUUUGGCAACUUUGCAAACGACAAUGAGAUUAAGGUUCUGCUCAAGGCCUUCAUAGCGAACCUGAAGUCCGGCUCGCCGACCAUCCGGCGGACGGCAGCUGGCUCGGCCGUGAGCGUCUGCCAGCACUCCCGGAGGACACAAUACUUCUACAGCUGGCUGCUGAAUGUGCUCUUAGGUUUGCUCGUACCAGUGGAGGACGAGCACCCCACCCUCCUCAUCCUGGGGGUGCUGCUCACCUUGAGGUACCUGGUGCCGUUGCUGCAGCAGCAAGUCAAGGACACGAGCCUGAAAGGGAGCUUUGGGGUGACGCGGAAAGAAAUGGACAUCUCUCCUACCACAGAGCAGCUGGUCCAGGUGUAUGAGCUGACGCUGCACCACACGCAGCAUCCCGACCACAACGUGGUCACCGGAGCGCUGGAGCUGCUGCAGCAGCUCUUCAGGACGCCGCCCCCGGAGCUCCUCCAGGCUCUGACCACUGCUGGUGGUAUCGGGCGACUGGCCGCCGCCCAGGACGAGCCGAGCUGCCGGAGCCGGAGCGGGAGCAUCGUGGAGCUCCUUGCUGGAGGGGGUUCUUCAUGCAGCCCUGUCCUGUCAAGAAAACAAAAAGGGAAAGUGCUCCUAGGGGAAGAGGAAGCCUUGGAAGACGACUCCGAGUCGCGGUCUGACGUCAGCAGCUCCGCCUUUGCAGCCUCUCUGAAGGGCGAGAUGACUGGGGAGCUGGCUGCUGCUUCCGGGGUGUCUACGCCUGGUUCUGUGAGCUCCACAGCCGACUCCACAGGACACGACAUCAUUACGGAGCAGCCGCGCGCGCAGCACACUCUGCAGUCGGACUCGGUGGAGCUGGCCAGCUGUGAUCUGACGAGCGCAGCUACCGACGGGGACGAGGAGGACAUCCUGAGCCACAGCUCCAGCCAGAUAAGUGCUGUCCCGUCCGACCCUGCCAUGGACUUUAACGAUGGCACGCAGGCCUCCUCCCCGAUCAGUGACAGCUCCCAGACCACCACCGAAGGGCCCGACUCCGCCGUGACACCUUCAGACAGCUCUGAGAUCGUGUUAGAUGGCACUGACAGCCAGUAUCCAAGCCUGCAGAUGGGACAGCUGCAGGAUGAAGAUGAGGACGCCGCCGGCCUUCUUCCUGACGAGGCCGCCGAUGCCUAUAGAACCUCCUCUGCUGCUGUCCCACAGGUGCACUUACUGAGGAACAGGGGGCACACCCGGCAGUCUUCUGACAGCAGUGUGGAUAAAGUCACGUUACGAGAGGAAGCUGCUGAGCCCGGCGAUCAAGAGAACAAGCCUUGCAGAAUCAAAGGUGACAUCGGACAGUCUGCCGAUGACGAUGCUGCUCCGCUAGUCCACUGUGUCCGCCUUUUGUCAGCUUCGUUCUUACUAACUGGGGAAAAAAAUGCACUGGUUCCUGAUCGGGACGUGAGGGUGAGUGUGAAGGCGCUGGCGGUCAGCUGUGUCGGAGCCGCUGUAGCCCUGCAUCCCGAGUCCUUCUUCAGCAGACUGUAUAAAGCACCCCUUGAUACCACCGAGUGCCCCGAGGAACAGUAUGUGUCGGACAUCUUGAACUACAUAGAUCACGGAGACCCGCAGGUCCGAGGAGCCACUGCCGUCCUCUGUGGGACCCUCAUUUACUCCAUCCUCAACCGCGCCCGCUUCCACGUGGGCGACUGGCUGGGUGCCCUGCGAGGUCUGACAGGAAAUACCUUUUCUCUGGUGGACUGCGUCCCUUUGCUGCGGAAAGCCUUGAAAGAUGAGUCUUCUGUUACUUGCCGGCUGGCCUGUACUGCUGUGCGGCAUUGUGUCAUGAGCCUGUGCAGCAGUGGUUACAGCGACUUAGGCCUGCAGCUGGUCAUCGACGUGCUGACGCUGAAGAACAACUCCUAUUGGCUGGUGAGGACAGAGCUUCUGGAGACUCUGGCAGAGAUUGACUUCAGGUUGGUGAGUUUCCUGGAGGCCAAAGCAGAAAGCCUGCCCCGAGGGGCUCAUCAUUACACGGGGCUUUUAAAACUGCAAGAACGAGUACUCAAUAAUGUUGUCAUCUGUUUGCUCGGCGAUGAAGACCCCCGGGUGCGGCAUGUGGCUGCGGCCUCACUUAUGAGGCUUGUCCCCAAGCUGUUUUAUAAAUGUGACCAAGGACAGGCUGAUCCAGUGGUGGCUGUGGCACGAGACCAAAGCAGUGUGUACCUGAAGCUCCUGAUGCACGAGAUGCAGCCCCCGUCCCACUUCUCUGUCAGCACCCUAACCAGAAUCUACAGAGGCUAUAAUUUACUACCCAGCAUAACAGAUGUCACUCUGGAAAAUAACCUUUCUCGAGUCAUUGCUGCCGUCUCCCGUGGCCUCAUCACGUCGACCACACGCGCACUCACAUUUGGAUGCUGUGAAGCCUUGUGCCUGCUGUCCACUGCCUUUCCGGUUUGCGUUUGGAGUUUGGGUUGGCACUGUGGGAGGAAAAUACUUGAGAGAACAUUGCUCCUACCUGUGCAUUGUGUGGAGACCAGUGAUCUGAGUGGUAUGUGUGUCCACAUCGCAGCCAGUGCCCCCAGAUCCCUGAGAAGCUCCUGGAAUGCUGAAGAAGAAGGCAGCCCUGCGAGCACCAAGCAAGAGGAGGCCUGGCCAGCUCUGGGUGACCGGACGCUGGUGCUCAUGGUGGAUCAGCUCUUCUCUCACCUGCUGAAGGUCAUCAACAUUUGUGCUCACGUCCUGGACGAUGUGGCUCCUGGGCCAGCAGGGAAGGCGGCCUUGCCUUCCCUAACAAACCCCCCUUCUCUAAGUCCCAUCCGACGAAAGGGGAAGGACAAAGAAGCAGGGGAGCAGGCCUCGGUGCCAUCGAGCCCAAAAAAGGGUGUGGAAGCUGCGCCAGCUUCUAAACAAUCUGAUACCUCAGGGCCUGUUACCACAAGUAAGUCCUCGUCACUGGGAAGUUUCUACCACCUGCCUUCGUACCUCAAAUUGCAUGACGUCCUGAAGGCUACUCAUGCCAACUACAAGGUCACCCUGGACCUCCAGAACACCACGGAGAAGUUUGGUGGCUUCCUGCGCUCCGCCCUGGAUGUCCUUUCACAGAUUCUAGAACUGGCGACUCUGCAGGACAUCGGCAAGUGUGUGGAAGAGAUCCUGGGCUACCUGAAGUCCUGCUUCAGUCGAGAGCCAAUGAUGGCCACAGUCUGUGUCCAGCAGCUGUUGAAGACUCUCUUUGGAACCAACUUGGCCUCACAGUUCGAUAGCUUGUCUUCCAACCCCAGCAAGUCUCAAGGCCGUGCACAGCGCCUCGGCUCCUCCAGCGUGCGGCCCGGCCUCUACAAUUACUGCUUCAUGGCGCCCUACACCCACUUCACUCAGGCCUUGGCGGAUGCCAGUCUGAGAAACAUGGUGCAAACAGAGCAGGAGCACGACACCUCGGGGUGGUUUGAUGUUCUCCAGAAGGUGUCUUCCCAACUGAAAACAAACCUCACAGGUGUCACAAAGAACCGUGCCGACAAGAAUGCUAUUCAUAAUCAUAUUCGCUUAUUUGAGCCUCUGGUGAUAAAAGCCUUAAAGCAGUAUACAACAACAACGUCUGUGCAAUUACAGAAGCAGGUUUUGGACUUGCUGGCACAGCUGGUUCAGCUACGGGUCAAUUACUGCCUUCUGGAUUCGGAUCAGGUGUUUAUUGGCUUUGUGCUAAAGCAGUUUGAGUACAUCGAAGUGGGCCAGUUCAGGGAGUCAGAGGCCAUCAUUCCAAACAUCUUUUUUUUCUUGGUGUUGCUGUCUUACGAGCGCUACCAUUCAAAGCAGAUCAUCGGGAUCCCUAAGAUCAUUCAGCUGUGCGACGGCAUCAUGGCCAGCGGGAGGAAGGCUGUGACCCACGCCAUCCCAGCCCUGCAGCCCAUCGUGCACGACCUCUUUGUUCUGAGAGGGACCAACAAAGCGGACGCGGGAAAGGAGCUGGAGACGCAGAAAGAGGUGGUGGUGUCCAUGCUGUUGCGACUCAUCCAGCACCACCAGGUGCUGGAGAUGUUCAUCCUCGUGUUGCAGCAGUGCCACAAGGAGAGUGAGGACAAGUGGAAACGGCUGUCCCGGCAGACUGCUGACAUCAUCCUGCCCAUGCUGGCCAGGCAGCAGAUGCACAUCGAUUCUCAUGAAGCCCUGGGAGUAUUGAACACUUUAUUUGAAAUCCUGGCCCCCUCAUCCCUCCGUCCUGUAGACAUGCUUUUACGCAGCAUGUUCGUGACCCCAGAUACAAUGGCGUCGGUGAGCACUGUCCAGCUGUGGGUCUCUGGGAUCCUAGCCAUCUUGAGGGUCCUCAUCUCCCAGUCCACAGAAGACAUCGUCCUCUCCCGCAUUCAGGAGCUCUCCUUCACGCCACACCUCAUCUCCUGUCCAGUCAUUAACAGCUUAAGACAAGGGGGCAGUCCUCCUGCACUCGAAGAGCUCUUUGAAGGGAGACAAACCAAGAAUUUGCCAGAAGAAACCUUUUCCAGAUUUCUCCUCCAGUUGGUUGGCAUUCUUUUAGAGGACAUUGUUACGAAGCAGCUGAAAGUGGAAAUGACUGAACAGCAGCAUACCUUCUAUUGCCAGGAGCUGGGCACGCUGCUGAUGUGUCUGGUCCACAUCUUCAAGUCUGGAAUGUUCCGAAGGACCACGGCCGCCACCACCAGACUCUUCACCUCCGACAGCUCCGACGGCAGCUUCUAUGCCCUGGAGGGCCUGAACGCACGUGUCCGUGCCAUGAUCCCUACCCACCCGUCCCUCGUGCUGCUCUGGUGCCAGAUCCUGCUGCUCGUCAACUACACCGACUACCGCUGGUGGGCCGAGGUGCAGCAGACCCCAAAGAGACACAGCCUCUCCAGCACCAAGUUGCUGAGUCCUCAGACGCUGGGGGAGGAGGAGGAGGACUCUGAUUUGGCAUCUAAACUGGGCAUGUGCAAUAGAGAGAUCGUGCGGAGGGGGGCGCUCAUUCUCUUCUGUGAUUACGUGUGUCAGAACCUGCAUGAUUCGGAGCACCUGACGUGGCUCAUCGUGAACCACAUCCAAGACCUCAUCAACCUGUCCCAUGAGCCCCCGGUCCAGGACUUCAUCAGUGCCGUGCACCGGAAUUCUGCCGCCAGCGGUCUCUUUAUCCAGGCGAUCCAAUCUCGUUGUGAGAACCUUUCAACUCCCAGCACACUGAGGAGGACGCUUCAGUGCCUGGAGGGCAUCCACCUCAGUCAGUCGGGUGCUGUACUGACGCUGUACGUGGACCGGCUGCUAUGCACCCCGCUCCGCGUGCUGGCACGCAGGGUCGACACCCUCGCCUGUCGUCGGGUGGAAAUGCUGCUGGCUGCAAAUGUACAGAGCAGCGGGUCUCAGCUGCCGCUGGAAGAACUCAACAGGAUUCAGGAGUACCUCCAGAACAGCGGGUUAGCACAAAGACACCAAAGACUCUACUCCCUGCUGGACAGGUUCCGUCUCUCCACGGUCCCCGAGUCACCCAGCCCCCCGCGCCUUGUCACUUCUCACCCGCUGGACGGGGAUGGCCAGAUGUCCCUGGAAACAGUGAACCCAGACAAAGACUGGUACAUGCGCCUUGUCAAGUCCCAGUGUUGGAUCCGCUCAGACUCUGCACUGCCGGAAGGUGCGGAGCUGAUGCAGAGAAUCCCCUCGGACGAGCUGAGCCCGUUCAUGAUGAACUCGGAGUUUAACCUGAACCUGUUGGCUCCGUGCUUAAGCCUCGGACUGAGUGAGCUCGCCGGGGGCCGGAGGAGUCACCUCUUUGAGACAGCCCGCCUGGUGACUCUGCACCGAAUGAGCAGCAUCGUCAUGCAGCUGCCCACUGCCCACCAGGUGUUCCAGCCGGGUGGUUCGGCCGAAUCCUCUGCCUACUGGGCCAAGCUGAACGACCUGUUUGGGGAUGCUGCGCUGUACCAGUCUCUGACCACGCUGGCCCGGGCUCUGGCACAAUACCUGGUGGCUCUUCCCAGAGUUCCUGGCCAUCUGCACCUGCCCCCCGAGAAGGAGUGUGACGCUGUCAAGUUUGUGGUGAUGACACUAGAGGCCCUGUCGUGGCAUCUAAUCCACGAGCAGAUGCCGCUGAGCCUGGACCUGCAGGCCGGCCUGGACUGCUGCUGCCUGGCGCUGCAACUGCCCGGCCUCUGGCUCGUGAUCUCCUCCCCGGAGUUCGUGAGCCAGGCCUGCUCCCUCAUCCACUGCGUGCGUUUCAUCCUCGAGGCCAUCGCUGUGCAGCCUGGGGACCAACUUCUCAGCCCGGAGAGGAGGACAAACUACCCAGAGGCCAUCAGAGAGGACAGAGUGGACUCAAACACCCCACAGCUGCAGUACGUCACCAGAGCCUGUGAAAUGGUGACGGAGAUGGUGGAGGCCUUGCGGUCAGUGCUGGCCCUGGGCCACCAGAGGAGCAGCAACACGCCCGCCUUCCUCACCUCCGUCCUCAAGAACAUAGUGGUCAGCCUGGCCCGCCUGCCCCUCGUCAACAGCUACACGCGGGUCCCGCCCCUGGUGUGGAAGCUCGGAUGGUCUCCCAAACCUGGAGGAGACUUUGGCACAGUGCUUCCUGAGAUCCCUGUGGAGUUUCUUCAAGAGAAGGAGGUCUUCAAGGAGUUCAUCUGUCGGAUCAAUACACUAGGAUGGACCAGCCGGACACAGUUUGAGGAAACCUGGGCCACCCUCCUUGGGGUCCUGGUAACACAGCCCCUCGUGAUGGAGCAGGAGGAGAGCCAACCUGAAGAAGACACAGAGAGGACCCAGAUCAACGUGUUGGCUGUGCAGGCCAUCACCUCGCUGGUGCUGAGUGCCAUGAGUGUCCCCGUGGCCGGAAACCCUGCUGUGAGCUGCUUGGAGCAGCAGCCCCGGAACAAGCCACUGAAAGCUCUGGACACCAGGUUUGGGAGGAAGUUGAGCGUCAUCAGAGGAAUUGUCGAGCAGGAAGUUCAAGCCAUGGUUUCCAAGAGAGAGAAUAUCGCCACGCAUCAUUCGUACCAAGCCUGGGACCCCGUCCCUUCUCUGUCUCCAGCUACUACAGGUGCCCUCAUCAGCCACGAGAAGCUUCUACUACAGACCAACCCCGAGCGGGAGCUGGGGAACAUGAGCUAUAAGCUCGGCCAGGUCUCCAUACACUCUGUGUGGCUGGGGAACCACAUCACACCGCUGCGCGAAGAGGAGUGGGACGAGGAGGAGGAGGAGGAGGCCGACGCGCCCGCCCCUUCCUCACCACCCACGUCGCCUGCCAACUCCAGGAAACACCGGGCCGGAGUGGACAUCCAUUCCUGCUCACAGUUUUUGUUAGAAUUGUACAGUCGCUGGAUCCUCCCAUCCAGUUCAGCCCGGAGGACUCCUGUCAUUCUGAUCAGUGAAGUGGUUCGAUCUCUUCUCGUGGUCUCGGAUUUGUUCACUGAGCGCAGCCAGUUUGAGAUGAUGUACUCCACGCUGACCCAGCUGCGGAGGGUGCAUCCUUCCGAAGACGAAAUUCUCAUUCAGUACCUGGUGCCAGCCACGUGUAAAGCAGCCGCUGUACUGGGCAUGGACAAGGCCGUGGCCGAACCGGUCAGCCGCCUGUUGGAGAGCGCACUGCGGAGCAGCCACCUGCCCAGCCGCAUUGGGGCGCUGCACGGCGUGCUCUAUGUGCUCGAGUGUGACCUGCUGGACGAUACGGCCAAGCAGCUCGUCCCCGUCGUCACUGACUACCUGCUCACCCACCUCAAGGGGCUCGCCCACUGCGUGAACGUCCACAGCCAGCAGCACGUGCUGCUGCUAUGCGCCACCGCCUUCUACCUGAUGGAGAACUAUCCGCUGGACGUGGGGCCCGAGUUCUCUGCCUCCAUUAUCCAGAUGUGUGGCGUGAUGCUUUCAGGGAGCGAGGAAGCCACCCCUUCGGCCGUGUUCCACUGUGUCCUGCGUGGUCUGGAGCGCUUGCUCCUAUCAGAGCAGCUGUCGCGGCUGGACGCCGAGGCCCUGGUCAAGCUGAGUGUUGACCGCGUCAAUGUGCACAGCCCACACCGCGCCAUGGCCGCCCUGGGCCUGAUGCUCACCUGCAUGUACACAGGGAAGGAGAAGAUGAGUCCCGGGAGAACAGUAACCCCUGCCCCCACUGCCCCGGACAGUGAGUCGGUGAUCGUCGCUAUGGAACGGGUGUCUGUUCUCUUUGACAGGAUCCGGAAAGGGUUUCCUUGUGAGGCCAGAGUGGUGGCCCGGAUUCUCCCCCAGUUUCUAGACGACUUCUUCCCACCCCAGGACGUCAUGAACAAGGUCAUCGGGGAGUUCCUGUCUAACCAGCAACCAUAUCCCCAGUUCAUGGCCACGGUCGUGUACAAGGUGUUUCAGACACUGCACAGCACAGGACAGUCAUCCAUGGUGCGUGACUGGGUGAUGCUCUCGCUCUCCAACUUCACGCAGCGGACGCCUGUGGCCAUGGCCAUGUGGAGCCUCUCUUGCUUCUUCGUCAGCGCUUCCACCAGCCCCUGGGUGUCAGCAGUUCUUCCACACGUCAUCAGCAGGAUGGGCAAGCUGGAGCCGCUGGACGUGAACCUCUUCUGCCUGGUUGCCACAGACUUUUACCGACACCAGAUAGAGGAGGAGCUCGACCGCAGGGCCUUCCAGUCAGUGUUCGAGGUGGUGGCGGCCCCCGGAAGCCCGUACCACCGGCUGCUGACGUGUCUGCGGAAUGUCCACCAGGGCACCACAGGCUGA
Molecule: messenger RNA, 9306 nt
Organism: Chrysochloris asiatica (Cape golden mole)
Lineage: Eukaryota; Metazoa; Chordata; Mammalia; Afrosoricida; Chrysochloridae
Gene: HTT
Product: huntingtin
Exons: 67
Coding region: 1-9306 (3101 amino acids)
Biological process (GO): microtubule-based transport
Cellular component (GO): nucleus; cytoplasm
Source: RefSeq, a predicted model, not a curated record